This is a messenger RNA of Colletotrichum spaethianum, 705 nucleotides long. RefSeq lists its product as uncharacterized. The coding region runs from base 1 to 705 and encodes 234 amino acids. The transcript has 2 exons. NCBI's taxonomy places the organism in Eukaryota, Fungi, Ascomycota, Sordariomycetes, Glomerellales, Glomerellaceae. The record is from RefSeq and is a predicted model, not a curated record.
AUGGCCCCGCCGGAAAGCAUGAGCGAGUACGGUACCAUGGACGACAGCACAUAUAUAAUGCCAUACGGUGAAUUCAUUGACCGCAACACUUGGAUGUUUGAUCCCGAUGCUCAGUACAACGAUCAACCCUAUACAGCAGCAGCCGCCGACGCCGCCGCCGACGUCAUGAAUCUUUACCACUGGCAGAUAGACAAUCCUACCCCUACUUUACCAACCAACGACUCUCCUCCAGUUGCAGACUACAGUGGCUGGUCAUUUCCUUACUUCAAGCUGCUUCAGCUCCCAAGCCCUGGACGAGCUAGCUUCCUGCGACCGGUCAACCCCUCCUCCCCGAUAAACCACACGGCUUUGACAUCUCCCUCUUCACGCGAUCAACCGUAUAGCAGCCACGGCUCAAGCGUUGCCCAUGCCGGUGACAGCAGAUACCCGACGCCGCCGCCGCCGCCGCCCCCAAAGAGGCGAAAAUACAACACUCACACCAACAAAAACGCUUUUUCACUUCCCUCUCGCCUAAUUUUUCUUGGCAUCUGCUGUGCUGAACUACCAGAACCCCUACGGCCGAAAACUCUUCACGUCUUUGCUCCGGAGCCCUUCCGCGAUGGCCUCACAGCCUCCGGCGGGCAUCGGACCGCUGCCGGCCUCACCGGCCGGCCCCGAUCGGGGCUCUGGGCAACCUCCAGAGCCAACCUCUCCAUCAAGGGCUAA